CAAGCUGGACCCUUGCCUCCUUCCUCCCUGGGCAAUUUUCUGCCGUAUCCGGCCGCCUUCGAGCAGCUGACCUCAUCGAGUGAGAGGCAGAGUCUUGAUGAGCGAACAGAGAGCCAAUUGAGAGAGACUCACUCAAUAAUUGUCCAAGGACAACGGACAUCAUUAAUUCUCAGAGGUCCGAUAAUUAACCGAAUAUCCUGAGUUAUCCCCUUCAAGAUGGUCAAAAAACCCUUCAACUGGUGGUUAUGGACUAAGAUGCUCGUCGCUGGUGGUGCCAUCAGCGUCGGCGGCCCAGCCUUCACAAGAUGGGUACAGCCCACUGACGAGGAACUCUUCCAAAAAUACAACCCCGAACUCCAGAAGCGGAGUCUGGAACGGAGGUUCGAGCGGCAGCAGGAGUUUGACGACUUUGUUACAAGACUCAAGAGGGACUCAAAGUCCGACAAGCCAAUAUGGACCGUUCAAGCCGAGGCAGAAAAGGAGCGUGUGAAGCAAGCUUCCAUUGCUGAGGCGCUGAAGGCGGCAGAGGAGGUGAAGGCCAGGAAAGAAGCCAUGAGAAGAGAGGCUGGGUUGCCGACAGAGUCUACAUAAUCAUCGACCACCCGAUGAUACGAAUGGAACAGAUAACGAGGGGCGGCUAGUCGAUUGUACGAUGUGUAUGAUUUGGAUUGUACAACAAGGAACUCUCACAGCGACGAAUUACGAGGGAUAAGAUAUGCUCGAUUCGGAGCUCGACAAGUGCCGUCUAUCAUCAUGGUUGGAUAGGCAAGGAUCUCGGUGUUCAUGUUAACGCUGUAAAGCCCGUGGCCAAAAUUUUUGAAAACGGUCAACUAAUACUACGAAAAAUAAAGCCUAAAUCUCAGCUUCUA
This is a messenger RNA of Chaetomium fimeti, 869 nucleotides long. RefSeq names its product assembly factor CBP4. The coding region runs from base 217 to 591 and encodes 124 amino acids. The transcript is spliced from 3 exons. The record is from RefSeq and is a predicted model, not a curated record. Gene Ontology annotation, cellular component: mitochondrial membrane. Lineage: Eukaryota; Fungi; Ascomycota; Sordariomycetes; Sordariales; Chaetomiaceae. Gene Ontology annotation, biological process: mitochondrial respiratory chain complex III assembly.